CAUUUAGUGCUUACAAAAUAGCACCAGCAAGGACAGCAGAAACUGGCAGGCAAGAAUGGAGUGGAAAGGAUUUCUUUGAGGAGAAACUGAGUGGCAUUUCCUCCAGGAGGCAAGUUGUGUUUCUCGUCUUCCGGACGUUCCCGGGGAACACUGGCAAGUGCCAUGUCUCCUCUGUGGCCCUUUGUCUUGGCAGCCGCCUCAGGAAUCCUGGCCAUAGAUUACCCUCGUCCCAGGAGUUCUACUCUACAUCAGCUCACCAAGCAGCUGUUACAAAAAUAUCACAAGGAAGUGAGGCCAGUUCACAACUGGACGCAGGCCACCACUGUAUACCUGGAUGUGUUUGUCCACGCUGUGUUGGAUGUGGAUGCCCAGAAUCAAAAAGUAAAGACAAGUGUAUGGUACUGUGAGGUUUGGAAUGAUGAGUUUUUAUCUUGGAAUUCCAGCAUGUUUGAUGAGAUUCGAGAGAUCUCCCUACCUCUAAGUGCCGUCUGGGCCCCUGACAUCAUCAUUAAUGAGUUUGUGGACAUUGAAAGAUCCCCCGACCUUCCUUAUGUUUAUGUGAACUCAUCUGGGACCAUUAAGCACUCUAAGCCCAUCCAGAUGGUCUCUGCAUGCAGUUUAGAGACAUACGCUUUUCCAUUUGACAUCCAGAAUUGCAGCCUAACCUUCAGUAGCAUUCUGCACACAGUGGAAGAUGUAGACCUGGCCUUCCUGAGGAGCAGAGAAGACAUUAUGCAUAACCAAAAGGCAUUUUUGAAUGACAGUGAGUGGGAACUUCUUUCUGUGUCCUCAACAUACAACAUCCUGCAGAGCAGCGCUGGAGAUUUUGCACAGAUUCAGUUUAAUGUGGUGAUUCGCAGGCGCCCACUGGCCUAUGUUGUGAGCCUGUUGAUUCCCAGCAUCUUCCUAAUGCUUGUGGACCUGGGGAGUUUCUACCUCCCGCCUACCUGCCGCGCCAGGAUUGUGUUCAAGUCCAGCGUGCUGGUGGGCUACACCGUCUUCAGGGUCAACAUGUCUGAUGAGGUGCCAAGGAGCACAGUGAGCACCCCUCUGAUAGAGGUCUUCUUCACAGUCUGCAUGGCCUUCUUGGUUCUCAGCUUAUCCAAGUCCAUCCUGUCAGUCAAGUUCCUCCACGAUGAGCGGUGCAGCCAGCAGGAGCAGACCCUCUUGUGUUUUCGAGGGGACGCUGAUGCUGAUGGGCCAGGAAUGGAUCCCAGGGCCCAGCGUGCUGGGGUCACAGAGCCCCCUGUCUGUCAAGAGCACCAGGCCCAGUCUGGGGCCCUGAAGGAAGUGUGGUCCCAGCUUCAAUCCAUCAGCAGCUACCUCCAGACCCAAGACCAGGAACACCAACAGGAGGCUGGAUGGCUGGCCCUCCUGGGACGCUUUGACCGACUGCUCUUCCAAAGCUAUCUCGUUGUGCUGGGACUCUACACUGUCACCCUGUGCUCCCUCUGGGCGUCAUGGAGUCACCUGUGAAGACCCGUGUUUGCUGGUCGCCGUCCGUGUGCUCCACGAGUCUUCAAUCUAUCCAAGCCAGCCUGCCUGCCAUCCUCCUCAGGAACAGUUUUCCUUCCAUCAAAGCCUCUGGUUGUAGUCACCCUACUCUGUCACCCAUCUGUGUGUCACUGUCUGAGGACUCUGCUCAAAGCAGCCUUCUUCCAGCACCUUUUCCACCUGGUCACCCUGGGACUCUGCCCCCUCUCCUCUCACUUCAGACAUAACACUAUCUCCUACCCCUUUGAGUGUUUUGUGGCUGUGUGUGUCCAUGUGUCCAUGUGCCCAUUUGCAUGCGUGCAGCACCUGUCAAAUAGAUCACACACGCUUAGGACAGAAAUCCUAGUUCAUCCACAUCUCUGCCCUGGUCCGUACAGAGUUUCCUCGUGGUGAUUCUAUCUUAACUAUUGCAGAGAAGCUCAUUCUAGCUCACCGCUGGUGGGGGACACAUUUCUAGUGUGUUUCCCCAAGUUGAAGGGACUGAAUCUGCCCGGGGUCAGACAUGCGGUCCCGCAGCAUCCCACACAUAGGGCCGCCAUUGGGAGCUGGUGGCUGGAAGAACACCGUGGGCUGAGUGACCGGCAGCACGCCUAACACUGUUUACAGAGGACUGCAGUUUGCUAGGAACUUUUUCCAGCCCUAAAAUUGCCGUCUAAAAAGUCUGCCCCCCAACCCCCCUGAAGAAAAAGAAUUUAAAUUCAAACAGCCUCUACCUGCAUCCUCCCUCUCUCAUUACCUCCCAGUUAGUGCUCAACGCCAAUUGUCCAUGAAAUUCCACUGCUGCUGUUAAUGAAAUGAGGAACAUAAGAAGUUUGUGAACAGGAAGUGUCCAUGCAAACCUCCUCCUGUUUCCCUCCUCACUUCCUCCUUUCUGCCACUGGCCUCCUCUGCCUCGACCUCCUCUAAAUUGCUUCCGAAAUCUCUCUUCACUUCCUCGGUUCUUGGAGGAGGAAAAGGCCUGCAACGAACUCCCCACUACCGAGUUUCCUUCCUUUCCCACCAUGUCUUGGAGAAAACACCUGACUUUCCCUCCUGGCUCCAUCACUACGUAGCCAGGGGGUCAGAGCUUAAGCUUAGCCUUUUUGGCAUGGGGCUGCUUAUCCUUAUUCUACCCAUCAGAGUGAGGAAAUGCGUUUAACAGCAUUGAAAAAGCAAUAAUACAUCAUGAAAUAAAAAGACCUGCCGGCUCUCAACAAAAGGAUUCCAGUCUUUGGUGUGAGGUUCUCUUCCAGCUAUCUCUAGCACAAGCCAGUUGUGGACUCUGGUUCUACCCAGAAAUGCCUUUAUUUCAGGUAGGAUCCAGGGUCCAAGGGCUGAAGCCAUCACGUACCCCUUUGUCAGGAUUCGGGUGGGGGGGAGCUGCCCAGG
Molecule: messenger RNA, 2862 nt
Organism: Sus scrofa (pig)
Lineage: Eukaryota; Metazoa; Chordata; Mammalia; Artiodactyla; Suidae
Gene: HTR3B
Product: 5-hydroxytryptamine receptor 3B
Biological process (GO): monoatomic ion transmembrane transport
Cellular component (GO): postsynaptic membrane
Molecular function (GO): extracellular ligand-gated monoatomic ion channel activity; transmembrane signaling receptor activity
Source: RefSeq, a predicted model, not a curated record